CUACCUAAUGCUACCAGAUCCGUACAAUCCAAUUGUGGAGGGGCAUAUAUGGAAGACUGGUUUUUAUCACAUUUUUCAAAUUGGAGUUGUCCAAUGUCAGUCAGCAUUGAUUAAUGCUCUAGUCGAGAGAUGGCGCCCCGAGACUCACACAUUCCAUUUGCCGGUUUGUGAGUGUGUUGUGACGUUAGAGGACGUGGCACUAAUUCUUGGUCUUUCGACGAAUGGUCUGCCAAUUACAAGACCGAGUCUCAGUAGUUUUGAGGCCAUGGAAGCCGAAUGCUUGGAUCAAUUUAGUGUUGUACCUAUGAAAUCAGAAUGUCAAGGAAGUUUCAUAAAGUUAACGUGGUUCCAAGGACUGAAAGAUCGUUUAGUGUUGGCCGAUGAUAUUCACAUUCAGAGGUACGUCAAGUAUUACAUAAUGUUAUUAUUUGGGACAAUUAUGUUUGGAGACAUGUUUGUGACAGCUGUGCGCUGGAAGUUUCUGCCGUUGCUCCGUAACUUUGCUGGGAUCAUACAAUUUAGUUGGGGAUCGACAUGCCUGACACACCUGUAUAGAGCAUUAUGCAGGACAUCAUGUGUCGACUGCAAGGAAGUUGAUGGUCCAUUGACACUGUGGCUUACCUGGGCUUGGAUCCGUCUAUCAUUUCUCGCGCCAAUUCCUGGCAAUCCUCGACUGUUUCCGAUUAGGUGACGCAACUGGGAUCGUUAUAAUCGGUCUUACAAAUGAGUUCCGUCUACCUACACGAAUAUCAAGAACCAAGUCAUCUCCCUGGUACGCAGGCAUCGUUUCAAAAUGAACGACUGCUGAUGACUCCUUGUGACACAUGGCCUCGAACCAUAUAGGCAAAGCUUCGUACGAAGUUUUCCAACCUCCAAAAAUUAACUCUACUGCCUUUUGAUUUGCCA
This is a messenger RNA of Arachis stenosperma, 906 nucleotides long. RefSeq names its product serine/threonine-protein phosphatase 7 long form homolog. Bases 8 to 691 code for a protein of 227 amino acids. Gene Ontology annotation, biological process: meristem development; meristem maintenance. The transcript is spliced from 2 exons. The record is from RefSeq and is a predicted model, not a curated record. Lineage: Eukaryota; Viridiplantae; Streptophyta; Magnoliopsida; Fabales; Fabaceae.